Belonocnema kinseyi is the source of this 864-nucleotide messenger RNA. RefSeq names its product phospholipase A1-like. The transcript is spliced from 3 exons. The coding region runs from base 1 to 864 and encodes 287 amino acids. The record is from RefSeq and is a predicted model, not a curated record. Lineage: Eukaryota; Metazoa; Arthropoda; Insecta; Hymenoptera; Cynipidae. Gene Ontology annotation, molecular function: lipase activity.
AUGGCAUUGCAAAUUGCGAAGACGAAAGUGAUGAAGAAGACUGCAAUUCAUGCCAUGGUGACGCAUUUCACUGUGCUGACAGAAGAUUAUGGAUGGAAGGAGUGGUGGCUGUGGCAUGUUGCAUCUGAUUACACCCUUGUCGCUGAAGAAAACGUUCCAAUCGUGGGUAAUGUGUUGGCUACAUUCGUGAAUAAAAAAAUUCCAACAUACGUAAAAGUCCACCUGAUAGGAUUUAGCCUCGGUGGUCAGAUAUCGGGCAUUGCAGCGAGAACGCUAAAAGACGCCAAUCUAAGAACCAUUGACCGGAUAUCGGCAAUCGAUCCAGCAGGUCCGAUAUUUGAACACACCAUUUGGGGGUUGGGGUUCGUUGUCAAUAGGAAGAAUACUUUGAGGAAAGAAGAUGCGGCAUUUAUCGACGUCAUUCAUGCAAGCAAACUACUGGGCAUGCGAGAGGAAGCGGGCCAUUUGGAUAUUUAUAUGGAGGAGAUAGGCUGCAGCUAUCAGGAUAUUUGCGAGGACCACAAGGCCUUCACAGCUUAUAUAAAAUCCAUCACAACGUGUUCCCAAAUAACGUGCCCCAGGGAUAAGAUAGUCGCUGUCUAUAGAUACAUAUAUGCAUGCAAAGUUGAGUCUCCUUCUGAACUUGCCAGUUUGGGGUACUUAGCAGAUUUGUAUAGCGCUCGAGGACGUCAGACGAUUAAGUUUGACCUUGAUUACCAAUUCAGUGCCAACGAUGACCUUUAUAAAGCGACAUGGCCUUGUACGUCCUUGUUAAAUGUGUAUCUUCCAGCAAAAGACAGGCUUUGCCACAAACCUCCGACUUCUACUAACCCGGAUUGCAGGUUAAAACCUUAUUCCCCUUAG